This is a messenger RNA of Patella vulgata (common limpet), 2059 nucleotides long. RefSeq lists its product as uncharacterized. Lineage: Eukaryota; Metazoa; Mollusca; Gastropoda; Patellidae. The coding region runs from base 705 to 1370 and encodes 221 amino acids. The record is from RefSeq and is a predicted model, not a curated record. The transcript has a single exon.
AUGCGCGUAAGGUCACUCUUGCAGGUAGCAAAUAAUCCCUUCAUUUCUAAAAAUAAGUGUGUAGUUAUCCUAAGUAUGCAAUAAAUGUAGAUAUGACAGUAUGAUGUGAAAAGCCAGUGUGAUGUUGGGAACACAACGUUUAUCAAAUACUACAGAUGUGUUACAGUUUUAAUCCACGGACACUGUUUUAGUGUGAGGAAAAACAUACGAUUAUAUCGAGCGUGCUUCUGAGUUGGGUAUAGGUCAACCUGCCAUUUAGUUGAACAGCUAACUUUUUCCACAGUUGCUCAGAACACAUUACUCACUAGGCUGAAUAGUAUUUACACAAACAACAGCAGGUUAUAAAUAGAAGCUUGCAAUCUACUGGAAAAACUGAUAAAUUCUGUGAACGUUAGAACCAAGCAGGCUAUGUAUUUAUAAUAUAAAGGUAGUGAAAGUGCUAAUUUAUAGUUGAUUGAAUAGAGAAUUCCAUAUUUAUCAACUUAUGUGUGUGCUAUAUUCCUUAACAAAGGGACAAGUGGAUAUUCCAAUCAAGUAAUUUCUAUGUUUCUUUACUUAUAGAAAGUUUUAAAGAGUGCUAUACCCUUUAAUAAUCUAUGGAUGCUAGAACCAAAGAGUCUAUGAUUUUAAACUUUGAGUGUGUAAAAGUUUUAAACAAAAGUUAUCUUUUAUUAUCAUUAGACGUUUGUUGAUUUCGACACACAAUGGACAAAGAUAAAAAGCCAGGAAUCCUAGGAUUCCAAACCAAAGAUGCACUGAAAGGAGAAAACAUGAAAAUAUCUUCCGAUUUAAGAACUCUCCGGGCAAACUAUAAAGAAAUUAAACUCCACCUUGAUAAUCUGGAGAGAGAGUAUAUAUUAUCAAAGGCCAGUGUACCCAUGGUAAGAUACAAUCUUUUAAAAGAUAUGAUCAAAAAGGUGACUGAUAAAAAAAUAUUAGAGAAACUUAGAAGCUGGAUUGCGACGGUGUCACAGCACGAAUCCAACCACAGUAGCUCGGGUUUGUUGGAAAAAUGUAAGGAAUUCUGUGAGAAAAAACCGUCGAGAGAAAAUGUCGACCCACAACCUAAAGAACACAAAAAGAGCGGGGUAAGCGGGUUGUUACAAAGAUGUAAAGAGUUUGCUGGCGAAACGGACCAACUUGGGAAGACAGAGAAAGAUCUGCAGUUAUUAUCAAAACAAGAAGUGAUAGACGAUAACGAAAAAAAGAGAAAAGAAAUAAAGGAAUUGAAUGAGAAAUUUCCACGAAUAUUAAGUCGCCUAGAACAGCUUUCUAAUGGAUAUGAGGAAUAUAAGAAAUUACCUUUCACUACGAAAUAUAGUAAAAUGAAAGAAAUGAUUAAACUAGUCAUUACGGACGAAACCCUGUAAAACAGGUCAAUUUUCAACAUGGCAAUCGUCAAUUGGUAGACGUGAGCCGUGAAUGAUUUUAGAAAUAUUAUUACAUAAUACAGGCCAAAUCGCCAAAAGGUCAGUUAAUAUUGAGAGCUGUAAAACGUCUGAAGGAUAAUUGCCUGGAAUUAUCUGAUAUGACCUGGAAUGUAGUUAUUUAACCCCAAACAACCCUUCUCAGAAAAUAUGGAAGACCAUGGGGGAAAUGGGACAAUAUUAAUAAUGAUUGUUUCUACAUUCUAGUUUGAACAUUAAUAGACUAAAGCAACAUUUUAAGCUAAUAAUUGUUGUUUCUACAAUCUAAUGUCAACAUCUCAAGCACAAAAUCAACAUUGGAAACUAUAAGGAAUUGACUUUGUUUCAUUUUCGGCGUUUUAUUAGAAACAAAAACCAUUGAUGUCCCAUUCAAUUUGGACUUCUAUUGAAAACAUUAAUAAUCGUGACAAUUAGGCUGGAGAAUCGAUACAAAACUUUUAUUAGACUGUAAUAGUUUAUUAAAUUGUGUAGACGAGUUGGUAUAUAGACGAGUUAACCCGGGGACAAGUUGACGUAUGGACGACUUAACAUUCAAUGAUUUGGGAAUUAAAACUUGUACAUAAUUUUUAUAUAACACAUAAAAUAUUCUACUUUAUAAACUUAAAAUAUAUAAAUAAAAAUAUAUAUCGAUG